AUGGCUAACAACAUGAAUCGGAGAGGGGAGGGAAAAUUAUCAAGUCAAACUGUGGCCAACCCUAAGGGACAAUAUAGGGCAGAGAGUUCGAGUGGGAAUGGUAAGCAACAUAAGCAAGUGCAGGCGGUGGUUGCUUUAAGAAGUGGUAGGGAGUUAGAGCCUCAGUCAGUUGUGCCAGAUGCAACUAAAGUUAAGAAGGGUGACCAUGGGGGUACACCUAAUGAGAGCAAGGGAUGCAAUUUGAUUCAUUUACAAAAGAAUGAGAAAAAUAUAUUAUUAUUAUUAUUACUUUUUUUUAUUAUUUGGAAUUUCUUUUGUAUAUCAACUCAACAGGUUCAGAAGAAUGAAGCGAGCUUGAAUACUUCCACCAUAAGUGCACCUCAAAUUGCUCCUUCCACAAAUGAGUCUCACACUAUUCCCCCGAAGGUGGAACCGAAACGAAAGCCUAGCAAUUUAAAUAAACUAGAAGCCAGUCUCGGACGAGUUCGUGCUGCAAUAAGAGAAGCGAGAAAUAAUGGAAAUCAAACACACGAUCCUGAGUAUGUUCCCGGAGGUCCAAUGUAUUGGAAUGCCAACGCCUUUCACAGGAGCUACUUGGAAAUGGAAAAACAAUUCAAAGUAUUUGUCUAUGAAGAAGGAGAGCCCCCAAUUUUUCAUAACGGUCCAUGCAAGAGCAUAUACGCGAUGGAGGGAAAUUUUAUUUACCGCAUGGAGGUUAGCAAGUUCUGCACAAGAGAUCCUGACAAAGCCCAUGUCUUUUUUCUACCAUUCAGUGUGACAUCUAUGGUUCGCUUCAUUUAUGUGCGUGAGUCCCAUGAUUGGGCUCUGAUGAAACAAACAGUCAGCGAUUAUGUCAAUCUCAUUGCGCGGAAAUACCACUAUUGGAAUCGAAGCCUUGGGGCCGAUCAUUUCAUGCUUGCUUGUCAUGAUUGGGGGCCAGAGCUUUCCUCUUCCGUUCCUUACCUAUACAAAAAUUCCAUUCGGGCUCUAUGCAAUGCAAACACCUCGGAAGGAUUCAAUCCCUCGAAAGAUGUAUCAUUUCCAGAAAUCCUUCUCCCGGAUGGCACGACAAAUCGCUUACUUGGAGGUCCAUCCCCUUCACGACGCCCAAUCUUGGUUUUCUUCGCUGGAGGGGUCCACGGCCCAAUUAGGCCAAUUCUUCUCUAUCAUUGGGAAAACAAGGACGAAGAUGUACAAGUUCACAAGUACCUUCCCAAGGGUGUUUCAUAUCAUGGGAUGAUGCGAAAAAGCAAGUACUGCAUUUGCGCGAGCGGUUAUGAAGUAGCAAGCCCACGAAUGGUUGAGGCACUCUACAUGGGUUGUGUUCCGGUACUCAUGAAGGACCAUUACGUGGCACCAUUUAGUGAUGCUCUAAACUGGAAGUCGUUCUCGGUUGAGGUUUCGGUGAAGGACAUUCCGAACCUAAAGACUAUUUUAAUGGGAAUUUCUCAGAGGCAGUAUAUAAGGUUGCAGAGGAGAGGGCUGCAAGUAAGGAGGCACUUUGAGGUUAACUUGCCUGUAAAGCGGUUUGACGUGUUCCACAUGAUACUUCAUUCGAUCUGGCUUCGAAGACUGAAUGUUCGCGUUCAUGACUUCGAAGAAUCAUGAAUAUCAUUUGAUGAAUUGAAUUGAACUACCUGUUGCUUCGGAUUCGUUGAGGAAGGGGCCAAGUAAUAAGUUGUGUAGAGUAACUUGUUGAUUUAUAUGAAAUUUGUGCAAUUGUAUUUA
Molecule: messenger RNA, 1728 nt
Organism: Camellia sinensis
Lineage: Eukaryota; Viridiplantae; Streptophyta; Magnoliopsida; Ericales; Theaceae
Source: RefSeq, a predicted model, not a curated record